UGAAAAUAAUAAAAACUCAAAUAUCUAGAAAUUCCAGCCGCUCAUAUUUCUCAACUCCUAAAGAAGAAGAAAUGGCUACUUGCAUAUCAGUAAUUCCGCCUGUAUCUCUCUCUCUCUCCUCCGCCAAAAGAGAUGGCUGCGCUUCUCUCUCAUGGUCAUCUUCUUUCCCUAACAUUAAAAUUUCCACAACUAGCUCAAUUCUCCCCUCUUCAACCCGCACUACGAGACAGGGCUUCGUUGUCCAAGCUGCUUGGACGCGGAGAUCUCGUAGUGAAGCUGCUAAGAGGCCUAACAGGAAGUCAUGGAAACAGAGGACAGAUAUGUAUAUGAGACCAUUUCUGCUGAAUGUGUUCUUUUCAAAACGAUUUAUCCAUGCGAAAGUGAUGCAUCGAGGAACCAGUAAAGUGGUAUCUGUUGCCACCACAAAUGCCAAGGAUCUCAGGAACGCGCUGCCAUCCCUCACCGACAACAAUGCGUGCAGAGUUAUAGGAAAUCUGAUUGCUGAGAGAUCCAAGGAAGCUGAUGUAUAUGCAGUUGCGUUUGAGCCAAAGAAGAACGAACGUAUUGAGGGCAGACUUGCCAUUAUUCUCGACACCAUACAAGAGAAUGGCAUCAUAUUCGUUGACUAGAACUUCAACAUGGCUGCUAGUGCUGCUUCUUUGGUGUCUGAUGGCUGCAACAUUCUGAAGGAAUAGGUUUCUCGUUCCUCGAAUCUCUCUAAAUGUCGAAAUCUUGGAAGCAUCAAAGGCCCCGUCGGCCCCAUUACUCAUGAGAAAUUCAGCAUACAAAUCUUUAGCAGAGGAAAUGUUGUUGAUGGGCCAGUUUGUGUUGUUGCGAUCGAUGUGGUGCGGAGACGAGUUUCAGUUAUGCAUUUGUGUUUAUUUCUCUUAUGGCUUAAAUGCAUCUUCCUCAGAUUCAGGUAAUUGUAAUCUGUAAAAUGCUUGAUUCUCUUAUCAGACAUUCACAGUUAUUUG
Molecule: messenger RNA, 974 nt
Organism: Salvia miltiorrhiza (redroot sage)
Lineage: Eukaryota; Viridiplantae; Streptophyta; Magnoliopsida; Lamiales; Lamiaceae
Exons: 2
Coding region: 72-629 (185 amino acids)
Biological process (GO): translation
Cellular component (GO): ribosome
Molecular function (GO): structural constituent of ribosome; 5S rRNA binding
Source: RefSeq, a predicted model, not a curated record